AUGUCGGACGCAGAACUAUUGAAGCAGAUCGCUUCUCUUGCAGGCGCUAUAAAUCGACAUAAGAACGGCGAGGGUGCAACUUCGACACAACAAAGUGCAGCACCAUAUCCUACUCGCGGCUCAUAUUACCCCAAUUCAAGAGGAUCAAGAGGAUCAAGAGGACGCGGCCGGGCAUCAAGUUACGCUUACAGAUCAUAUCCCCAUGCUCGCCACCAGAAUCGCACAUUAGUUCUCUCAGACUCGAAACCGACUACCUCUGGCUCCGGUGAUCAAUCUUCUGAAGACCCUGUUGAGUCAUCCAGCUCACAAUAUGUGAAGAAGCGGGACAGACACAUGCAGCUGAUCAACAAGGCUGUUUACUCUGAUCUCGCUGAAGCGCGCGCGAAGGCUUUGGAAAAAACACGACUGGCGAAGCAGUCUAAACUUGAAAACCGUGCAGCCAAGAAAGCGGCUCGGAGAGCGGAAAAGUUGCUGAAACGCGCUGAAGAAAAAAAGAGGGCGAAGAGCGUUGUCGGGGCAAUGGAGAAUGUUGAAAUUGACGGCGUGAAGUACGCGGUCCAGCGAGGCGGCAACAAGCUGAUAAGAGUCACCGGUAACAACGCAAUGAAUGAUGUAGCAAGUGGUGAUUCCCCAAAGAAAGCCGUCGUGGGCGGUGUCACAUUCCUCCGCAGUCGCAAUGGUAAUCUAUGGCGAAAAGGCGUCGUGCAAAACAAAGGUCGCGAGCGCAAGAAGAUCGACACGCCUUGUCGAUUUUUCACAAUGACUGGCACCUGUGCACGUGGUCUCUCAUGUCCAUAUACGCAUUCACCUACGCAUGUCGCGCUCUGUCCGCUUUAUCUGCAAAACAAAUGCAAGGAUCCAAAUUGUGAUCUUUCGCAUAAUCCGACACCUCACAACGCGCCUCUUUGCCAUCACUUCCAGAGAGGAAAUUGCUCUAACCCCAACUGUCAAUAUUCGCAUAUGAAACUGGCACCAGAUGCAAAGAUCUGCAACGACUUUGCGACAACUGGGUAUUGCGACAAAGGUGCGAAAUGUAAGGACCGGCACGUUUUCGAGUGUCCUGAGUUUGAAAGGACAGGAAAAUGCUCAAAGGCUGAGACGAAAGGGUGCAAGCUCAAGCACGUCUUUCGAGCUGGCGCUGGAAAGCAUGUCGUUGACGACGCACCGCCAUCUGAUUCACUCUUCUUUGACGAUCACGCUGGUGCAUCUGACGCAGGAUCUUUGUCUGAAGACGUUUUCAACAACGUUCGCGAGCACUUGAAAAGAGAUGCCGAGGCGGAGGCGAUGAAGAUUGAGUUUGACGAGUCUGAAGACGACAGCAAUGAGGAUGACGACGAUAACGACGACGGUGAUAUGGAUGAUGUUGAGUUUGAUUCUGAUCAAGUUGAUGAGAGUGAGGACGAAGAAGAUAUGGAUACUUCCUCGUUUACUGGCGACGCUGAGUACAUCAAAGUCUAG
This is a messenger RNA of Myxozyma melibiosi, 1458 nucleotides long. RefSeq lists its product as uncharacterized. Bases 1 to 1458 code for a protein of 485 amino acids. The transcript has 5 exons. The record is from RefSeq and is a predicted model, not a curated record. Gene Ontology annotation, molecular function: metal ion binding. Lineage: Eukaryota; Fungi; Ascomycota; Lipomycetes; Lipomycetales; Lipomycetaceae. Gene Ontology annotation, cellular component: nucleus.